CUAGGCGCUGAUCGUUGGCACAUGGCACGAAUAAAAAAUUAUUUAUUAUAGAAAUUAAAAUAUUUUUUUUUCAUAUUAAAAAUUAAAAUAUUCAACAAUCAGUUUUUAAUUACUCACCAUUCUGUUGUUGGUUGAAAAAGAAUAUGGAAAUACGUAAUGGAUGUCACUAAGUACAAUCUUAAUACUAGUUAUUUUUUUUUAAUGUUCUCAUUGUACACGAGUUCUGACUAUAAACCAUUUGAAAAUUUUAAUUAUUAUUUUUCAAUUAUCUAAUUCAUAUCUAUUUCCACUUCAAUUAUUUUUCAAAUGUAUUCAGCUAUGGAAUCAAUAAUUCCAAAUGAAAAUUCUGAGAUGAUAAUUGAAAAUGUACAAGAUUGUCAAGAAAGUCCUAAACGUAUCAAAUAUACAUUAAGACAUACAAAGACAUCAUGUUUAAUUGAUGACACUUCAAACAAAAAAAGUCAUUUCCAAGGUAAGAUAGGCUGUGAAUUUUGUCAUAAAACAAAAACAGAAAAUGUGUAUAUACCUUCAGAUGCUCAACCCGAGUGCAUUGUUUUAGCUAAUGAAGUUUUGGCUAAUAUUUUUACUGAUAAUUUUAAUAUUAUUCAACACAACCUUAUAAAUUAUAGUAUUUAUGAUGAAAAUAGACACAUGUGCGCAAUAGAUUCUGGAAUGAUGGAGAGAAAUGUAAAGCUGUAUAUAACUGGCUAUGUAAAACCAAUUUAUAACCAUAGUUUAAGUAUAGAAGAUGGAAUUGCAGGUAUGGCGGGACCAAUAUUAGAAUGGUGGUUAUCGUCUUAUGAUGGAGGUGCUCAGGCAUUAAUAGGUAUAAACACUGAAUAUGCUGAUUACCUAUUAAUAGAACCACACCCUAAUUAUAAAAAAUAUAUGACUUCUGUGAUUGAAAAGAUAAAUCUGAGCAAAAUAGUAAUUGAAAAAAUAUUAGACAAUCAUGAAUCUGAUGAUUCAACUUAUGAAGAUAUUUUAAAUUAUGUUGUAACAUCUAUAAAUCCAGCAACAGGUAAUAAAUUUUCAGAAGAUGAUCUUAUUACUCAUGCACAGUUUGUACUCGAUCAAGUAACAGACUAUGACUUAACUGGUAUGUAUGAUUUUCCAUUAUCAGAGACUCAGUUUAUUGAAACGUUGACCCAACUAUCAGGAGCUGCAAAAUCUGUUAAUGCACCAACCAGAAGAUUAGGUAGAUUGGGACAAGGAACUACGUGCAUUAAAACUGAUUUCAGUCAACGAAAGUUCAGUAAAGCCACUACAACAGAGCUGGUGAAAGAUGUGUUUGAAAAUGUGUUUGCUGCUCAAUUAGAUAUAGAUGAUAAUCAAAGUGAAGAAACAAUGAAUAAACUUGUAAAGAAUGUAUUUGAUAAUGUAUGUGAUGGAAAUGUUAAUAAUGAUCUAUCAGACAUCAAUUGUGUUGAGCAUCAAGUGAUGUGGAAUGAUAAAAAACUCUGUAAAAAAAUGUUUGUUGUUGUCAAAAAAAAUGCCUCAAAAAUACCAUUAAUAGGACGCAUAGAAUAUUUUUUUAAUACAACAUUUAUAAUGAAGGCCCAUAUUCAGCUCUUUAUGCAUAGUUAUGAAACUGUGUUAGGUGAAACAGCAGACCCUCAAGAAAUAUUUGCUCUCAAAAAAUGUAAAAACAUAGAUAUUAAGAAUGUAGUCAAAAUAAUUGAUGUUGUACAAAAAAUACCUAGCAAAAAUUGGUUUAAGCUUGGUAAUUCAAAAUUACAAGAUCUCUUAGAACCUGUUAACCGCCAAAAUAAAAAAUCAUUUUUUUAUCAAUUACAAUAUGAUGACACAUAUGGACGAUUCGAGUAUCCAAAGCCUGAAGAACCAAUUACUGUUAUAAGAAAUGAAUAUUGUAGUAAUUGUGAAUUUAUUGAUUUGGAAAACAAAUCAAAAGAACCUGAAUUACUAGAAUUCAUUGAAAAAGAAAAUGGUAUUUUGUAUUUUUAUAAAUUUAAAUUAUUAAAUGAAGAGUAUAAAGUUGGUAAUUUUAUAUACCUAUUACCUGGUACAUUCUCAGCAGCUACUAGAUCAAAUAUGAUAGAAGAAGAAGAAUAUGAGUUAAUAGAUACAAAUAAAAAUACAAAUAAUCAAGAACAAAAAAUUAUUGAUGAAACCGUGUAUUCUGAGUAUUAUCGUAAAACACUAGAAAAUACAAUGCGUGGUUCUAAUGAAACUACUCCAGAUCCAUUUGAUAUUGCAGAGAUAUUAGCUAUUUAUUUUAUUGAUCGUGUUGGUAAAAAAGUCAAUUUAAUUGUACGUCGUAUGUAUAGAGCUGAACAAAUUCUUUUAGAAGAUUUUGCUAGAAAUGCAGAUAUGAAUAUGUUAUUUUGGUCAGAAGAAGAGUUUAGGAUCACAUGUGAAUAUAUAUGUGGUAAAUGUUAUGUUUCCUGUGGAAACAACAUUCAAGAUCCACUUGUAUGGUCUUCGCGUGGACCAGAUCGAUUUUAUUUCACAAAAAAAUAUGAUUCUGUAACUGAUUCUAUUGUUCCUGAGUAUAAACUUCCAUGUGAAGCUAAACUUAUUGGAAAAGAAGUAUAUGUUAAUAAUAACUAUAAGUAUGUGGAUGAAGAUAAAUUACAGUAUAUACCAUCAUAUAAAAAAAUCAAACCCCUCAGAGGACUUGAUAUAUUUGCUGGCUGUGGCGGUUUGUCUAGAGGCUUAGAAGAUAGUGGUCUUGUUAUAAGUAAUUGGGCCAUUGAAUGUGAUGAUUUAGCUGCAGGAGCAUUUAAAUUAAACAACCCAGAGUCAACUGUGUUUGUUGAAGAUUGUAAUCAUUUAUUGAAAUUAGCAAUGUCUGGAGAAAAAACAAAUAGUAAAAAUCAAAACAUACCACAAAAAGGUGAAGUUGAUUUUAUUUGUGGAGGUCCCCCUUGUCAAGGGUUUAGUGGAAUGAAUAGAUUCAAUUCUGGUCAAUAUUCAUUGUUCAAGAACUCUCUGAUUGUUUCAUUUUUAUCAUAUAUUGAUUUCUAUCGUCCAAAAUAUUUUGUCAUGGAAAAUGUUCGAAAUUUUGCAUCAUUUAAAAAUAGCAUGAUCCUUAAAUUGACUCUAAGAUGUAUCACACGUAUGGGCUACCAAUGUACAUUCGGUAUUCUACAAGCUGGUAACUUUGGUGUACCUCAAACUAGAAGAAGGUUAAUCAUUAUGGCAGCAGCUCCUGGUGAAACAUUACCAUUUUACCCAGAGCCUACACACGUCUUUAAUAGAAAAAGUUCAAGUUUAACCAUUCAAAUUGGCGAUAAAAAAUUCAAAACUAAUUGCAAAUAUGAAGAUUCAGCUCCCAUGAGAACCGUCACUGUAUAUGAUGCUUGGUCUGAUUUACCUGAAAUACCAAAUGGAGCUUCUGAAGAAGAAAUCUUAUACAAAUCAAAGCCCAUUACUCAUUUACAAAAAUUAUUUAGAUAUCCAGAUAAACGAUGUGCAGAAUCUGUAUUGAGUGAUCACAUAUGCAAGGACAUGUCACCUUUGGUUCAAGCUAGAAUGGAAUUGAUACCAGUAGGUGAAGGAAGUGACUGGAGAGAUCUACCCAAUACCAAAGUAAAAUUACCUGAUGGAAGUUAUACCAAUAAACUUUUAUAUACUCAUCAUGAUAUCAAAAAUGGUUAUGGUCCAAAUGGUGAAUUACGCGGUGUUUGUCAAUGCGCAAGUGGUGAAAAAUGUGAUCCGCAAGAUCGUCAAAUCGAUACAAUCAUCCCUUGGUGUUUACCACAUACCGGUAAUAGACAUAACAACUGGGCUGGUUUAUAUGGUCGUUUAGCAUGGUCAGGUUUUUGUUCAACCACUAUUACAAAUCCUGAACCAAUGGGAAAACAAGGCAGAGUAAUUCAUCCUGAGCAACACCGUGUGGUCAGUGUUAGAGAGUGUGCUCGUUCUCAAGGUUUUAAAGAUUCUUUCAUAUUUCAUGGACCAAUCAUCAACAAACACAGACAGAUCGGUAAUGCAGUUCCUCCGCCCAUGGGUACAGCUAUUGGUCAUGAAAUAAUCAAAGCUAUUUUUCAAAACCAUGAUCUGUAAUUAUUAUAGUUGUAUUAUUUACAUUUUUAUUUCAUAGUUUUUUUUU
Melanaphis sacchari is the source of this 4075-nucleotide messenger RNA. Its product is annotated as DNA (cytosine-5)-methyltransferase 1-like. Lineage: Eukaryota; Metazoa; Arthropoda; Insecta; Hemiptera; Aphididae. Gene Ontology annotation, cellular component: nucleus. Gene Ontology annotation, molecular function: DNA (cytosine-5-)-methyltransferase activity; chromatin binding. The record is from RefSeq and is a predicted model, not a curated record.